This is a messenger RNA of Brassica napus (rape), 1927 nucleotides long. RefSeq names its product UDP-glycosyltransferase 72B1-like. The transcript has a single exon. The record is from RefSeq and is a predicted model, not a curated record. Gene Ontology annotation, molecular function: UDP-glycosyltransferase activity. The coding region runs from base 185 to 1609 and encodes 474 amino acids. NCBI's taxonomy places the organism in Eukaryota, Viridiplantae, Streptophyta, Magnoliopsida, Brassicales, Brassicaceae.
GUUUAGUAAUAUAUAGGGGUUGUGAGAUCGUAAUAAUACACACAAGAACCCUCAAUAUAAAGCCUUUACUUAGCACCUUAUCAGUUCAAAUGAUACAAGAUAUAAACGUUAAUCACACAAGUUACAACCACAAAGAAUAAAAAAUAUUUAAAAAAAUAAAAACAGUUCUUGAAACUUUGAAUCAAUGGAGGAAUCAAAAGCGCCUCACGUUGUGAUGAUACCGAGUCCUGGAAUGGGCCACCUCAUCCCAUUCGUCGAGUUAGCUAAACGACUCGUCCACAACCAUGGCUUCACCGUAACCUUCGUCGUGGUUGGCGAAGGUCCACCGUCAAAAGCUCAGAGAACCGUCCUCGACUCUCUCCCUUCUUCAAUCUCCUCCGUCUUUCUCCCUCCCACCGAUCUUACCGAUAUCCCGUCAACGGCUCGCAUUGCAACUCGCAUUUCUCUCACCGUGACCCGUUCGAACCCGGAGCUCCGUAAAGUCUUCAACUCUUUCACGGCGGAUGGUCGUUUGCCGACGGCGCUCAUCGUCGAUUUGUUUGGAACGGAUGCUUUCGACGUCGCCUCAGAGUUUCAAGUGUCACCGUAUCUUUUCUACCCAUCAACGGCCAACGUCUUGUCGUUUUUCCUAAAUUUGCCUAAACUUGACGAAACGGUGUCGUGUGAGUUUAGGGAAUUAACCGAACCGGUUAAGCUUCCUGGAUGUGUACCGGUCUUUGGUAAAGAUUUCCUCGAGACAGCUCAAGACCGGAAAAACGACGGAUACAAAUGGCUAUUACACAACACCAAGAGGUAUAAAGAAGCCAAAGGGAUUCUUGUGAAUACCUUCGACGAGCUAGAGCCAAAUGCUAUAAAGGCCUUGCAAGAACCUGGUCUUGAUAAACCACCUGUUUAUCCGGUUGGACCGUUGGUUAACAUUGGUAAGCGUGAGGGUGACCAGAGUGAAGAGUCUGAAUGCUUAAAGUGGUUGGACAACCAACCAUUCGGUUCGGUUUUGUAUGUGUCCUUCGGUAGUGGCGGUACACUCUCAUGUGAGCAGCUUAAUGAGCUUGCUCUUGGUCUUGCAGAUAGUAAGCAACGGUUUCUUUGGGUCAUACGAAGUCCGAGUGGGGUUGCUAAUUCUUCGUAUUUUGAUUCACAUAGCCAUACUGAUCCAUUAACAUUUUUACCAUCCGGAUAUUUAGCUCGCACCAAAGACAGAGGUUUCGUGAUCGCCUCUUGGGCUCCACAAGCCCAAAUUUUAGCCCAUUCAUCCACAGGAGGAUUUCUUACUCAUUGUGGAUGGAAUUCAACUAUGGAAAGUAUAGUAAAUGGUGUUCCACUUAUUGCAUGGCCAUUAUACGCUGAGCAAAAAAUGAAUGCGAUUUUGUUGACGGAAGAUAUCCAUGUGGCGCUUAGAGCCCGUGCAGGGGUUGAUGGGCUGGUGAUGAGAGAAGAGGUGGCUAGAGUGGUGAAGGGAUUAAUGGAAGGUGAAGAAGGUAAAGGAAUGAUGGAAGGUGAUGAAGGUAAAAGAGUGAGGAAUAAGAUGACAAAACUGAAGGAAGGAGCUUGUAGAGUGAUGAAGGAUGAUGGGUCAUUUACAAAGGCUCUUAGUCAGUUAGUCUUGUAAAUGAAAAGAGAGCUAGAGCAAAACGGUAAGCAUUCAAAUAAUCUUAUAUUUAUACUUUUAUUAAAAUAUGCAAGUGAUUUGCCUCUAGUUUCAGUCUUGAUUGUUUUUAUGAAUGUAUGUGUGUGUCAGUGUGUGUGUUUUUUUUGCGGUGGUCUUGUUAGUUGACAUAGACCCUAUCUUUAAACCACUUGUAAUAUCAGAACCCAGGAUGAGUUGCUCGGCGGUACCAUUACCGGCUGGGUAUAUGAUAAGUGUACAGUUUGUAAAUAUUAUUGUAUGUUCUCUUACCGCAAUAUAUAUAUACUCUUUUACGUUUCA